Messenger RNA from Trichosurus vulpecula (common brushtail), 2238 nucleotides. It is a transcript of the gene CHST1, whose product is annotated as carbohydrate sulfotransferase 1. Gene Ontology annotation, cellular component: Golgi membrane. Bases 156 to 1418 code for a protein of 420 amino acids. Gene Ontology annotation, molecular function: N-acetylglucosamine 6-O-sulfotransferase activity; keratan sulfotransferase activity. NCBI's taxonomy places the organism in Eukaryota, Metazoa, Chordata, Mammalia, Diprotodontia, Phalangeridae. Gene Ontology annotation, biological process: keratan sulfate proteoglycan metabolic process; carbohydrate metabolic process; N-acetylglucosamine metabolic process. The record is from RefSeq and is a predicted model, not a curated record. The transcript is spliced from 2 exons.
GGCAGUGGCAUGGACUUAACCAGCCACUGACUGAGCCUGGAGACCCUGGUAUCAAGAAGGAGGUUCCCUCAGGGGCAGCUGUGGCCGCCCACGCUUCCCAGUAGCCCCUCUGAUCCUGAGCCCGCGGAGACGCAUCCCCAUGAAGGUGUCCAGUCAUGCAAUGCUCCUGGAAGGCUGUCCUCCUCCUCGCCUUGGCCUCCAUCGCUAUCCAGUACACGGCCAUCCGCACCUUCACCGCCAAGUCCUUCCACACCUGCCCAAUGCCCAGCCCCGUGAACUGUAGCCCUGGCCCCGGGGAGGCUGAGAUGGCUGAGCGCUUGUGCGAGGAGAGCCCCACUUUUGGCUACAACCUCUCGAGGAAGACCCAUAUCCUCAUCCUUGCCACCACCCGGAGCGGCUCCUCCUUCGUGGGCCAGCUCUUCAACCAGCACCUGGACUUCUUUUACCUUUUUGAGCCCCUCUAUCACGUCCAGUAUACCCUCCUCCCUCGCUUCACACAGGGCAAGAGCCCCACGGACAGGCGAGUCAUGCUGGGCGCCAGUCGCGACCUGCUGCGGAGUCUCUACGACUGUGACCUCUAUUUCUUGGAGAACUACAUCAAGCCGCCUCCAGUCAAUCACACCACGGACAGGAUCUUCCGCCGCGGGGCCAGCAAGGCUCUCUGCUCGCCCCCGGUGUGCGAGGCUCAAGGCCCGGUAGACAUGAACCUCGAGGAAGGAGACUGUGUGCGCAAGUGUGGUCUCCUCAAUCUAACCUUGGCCGCGGAGGCCUGCCGCGAGCGGAGCCACGUGGCCAUCAAGACUGUGAGAGUCCCCGAGGUAAACGACCUGAGGGCCCUUGUGGAGGACCCCAGGCUUAACCUCAAGGUCAUCCAGCUGGUCCGAGAUCCUCGGGGCAUCCUCGCCUCCCGCAGCGAAACUUUCCGUGACACUUACCGGCUGUGGCGGAUAUGGGACGGCACCGGGAGGAAGCCCUACAACCUGGACGUGACCCAGCUGACCACAGUGUGCGAGGACUUCUGGAAUUCGGUGUCCACUGGCUUGACCCGGCCCCCUUGGCUGAAGGGCAAAUACAUGCUGGUGCGGUACGAGGACCUGGCCCGGAACCCCAUGAAGAAGACGGAGGAGAUCUACGAAUUCCUGGGCAUCCCCCUCGACAGCCACGUGGAACGGUGGAUUCACAACAACACCCGUGGGGACCGCUCCUCCUCCAAGCACAAGUACGGCACCGUCCGGAACUCGGCAGCCACGGCCGAGAAGUGGCGCUUUCGGCUCUCCUACGACAUCGUGGCUUUCACCCAGAACGCCUGUCAGCAGGUGCUGGCCCAGCUGGGCUAUAAGGUGGCGGCCUCGGAGCAGGAGCUCAAGAACCUGUCCGUCAGCCUGGUGGAAGAGCGGGACUUCCAUCCUUUCUUGUGACCGGCGGACGACGCUGGGGACCGCGGGACCAGGGGAGGGGGCGGGGCGUGGGCUCGGACCUGGAGGACCAUUUUUAACUGUUGCCUUAUCCCCCCUCCUUCCCCAGACCCUGUCUUCGUGCCCUUCCCGCCCUUUCACCUUGCUCUUUUCUCUCUGAAAUUUGCACUACGUCCCCGAUGGACGUCACUAGAGAAUGGAGGGGGAUGAGGUGGGGGAAGGCGCCCCCGCCCACGGAAGCCGGGGCUCUCGGUGGAUGGUUAACAAUGUUUACAAAUGCCACACCCACACCUGCAGCCACACCCACACCUGCAGCCACACCCCCACACACACGAUCACACACUCACACACUCACACAAUUACAUGUGCCCAAGACAUGGAGGACACAACUUCUCUUGUCAAGUUUCCCCAGUGGAAGGGUAUUUGGGGUUAUUGUAUUGUACUUUUUGCACUUUCACAAGGUAAGAGAUUAAAAAGAAAAUGAUCUUUUCUAAUUUAUAAAUGGUGUCAAUCCCCGCCCUAUGCCACCAUUCUCCUAAUCCCCAUCUCGCUGCCUCCACCAGGGCCCCACCAGGAGCACCAGCCCUUGGCACCCCGCCCCCGCUCCCCUCCCCCCCCCCCCCCGUUGGUGAAGAGAUUUUUUUCUUUCUUUUUCUGUGAGGUGAAUGUGGAACUCCUUGUCCCCCUUGCCCCCCUUCCCCCCCCCCCCCCAGUCUGUUGCAAUAAUGUUGUUUGUCUGAGUCUUGUUGGUGGGCCUGGUUGCUGAUUGGUGUAUGCGUCUCUGUUGGUUCUUAGGGGUUCACCUGUGAUUUUUUUUUGUGCC